UCAUCUGCUCAUCGAUCAAUUGAAAAUGAGACCAAACUAUCUUACCUGUGCGGUAUUCUAGGUACUUUGUCCUGUUCUGCUCGAUACGCUUCACUGCACCUGCCACGCAUAAGGUGCGUCGCGUGGCACACACUGAACGAAGUAAAAACUUCGCAGAACACAUGGCUACGUCCACAAAGCAUGGUGCGCCACUGUUUGAACGAACCUAUCGGACCGACCUAGAGCAAAUAUCGUAGGUUUAACAAGACUGUGUACCACCGUGCCGUAUGUAAUGCUUGAUAGUUUGAGCUAGGUAAAAGGUAAAAAUGUUCGAUUGUUCCUUUCAACUCACCGGAGAGUAUCCGGACACGUGCUGAGGUCAAAGUUUGCUCUUAAUUUUGCGUCUUUUGCCGGACAGUAAGGACCACGUAGAGUCCGGUUUGUUGAAGAUUUUUCUUUUGUAUUUCAUUGUGAAAUCGGUCGGUGAGAGGAAUGACCGAUUAGGGUUUGUGGUUGGAGAAAUGGCCUACCACUUGGGCUACAUAAUGACGUCAUAAUGUCCUGUUUUCACAUCGCAACUUUAACAUCAGACCGGAUGUUACCUUAUAUACCCGAACAGAAGGCAUAAUUCUUUCCUUUGGACCCCCUUCAGCACUAUUUUUCCGUUUUGGAAUCGUUUCCCUUUCCUUUUCUAACUUCCGCAAACGCAUGUAUUCGUUCUCACUCGUGCAAAGCACAGCCGAAGUCCAUGUUCAUUCUUUAUUCAUUACCGUUUCACGUACGAAGUCAGUCAAUGGAACGACACGGGAAAGGGGCACCAAUGGCCAGCAAAAAGGAGAACAGUUAAAAUAAAAAGGAAAAUAGAAAGCAAAAGGAUCACUGAAUAUCGCUGGCGUCCUGGUGUUCCUGAUGCAGGGAGGCAAUGCAGACUGCCACACUUUCGGCUUUUCGUCGCCUUUCCAACUAUACGUCCACAAUUUCUAUUACUAGGCUUAGUGAGCGUUGCUCAACCGUUAAACAACUUUAACAUAUGCACGAAACCCACAUGCCCAAGCACUGUUUAAAGGCCCCAGCACAUGAUGCAAUCGGCCAACGAAGGGAAAAGACCGACAGGGAACAAAAAGUAUGUCCACACGACAGUAUCCUUCAGAGGCGACACACGUUGGAUCCGGAAUAGAGCAGGACCUCUUCCCCGUGGGUUUUUAACGCGAAACGGAAAAGGACAUCUGCCGAACUGGUACGAUCGAACCUGGACGACGUGUUCAUUUUUCCGACCAUAUUUACACACACUUACACAGCCAUAUGUAUAUCCUGGACCCUCUUCUCGAUGCGAACAGGAGGUCAAACAGUGGAGGUGUCAGUAGUGUACCAUUCAGUAGGGCAGUACGUAUACUGCGUCUCUAGCAAACGGUCAUCCCAUCAGCGAGUGGAAAAGCAGAACCACCCUACCGAAAGCUAGAACAGGACAAACGGUGACUGUGCAUCGACUGACCACUGCUGUAGCCUUACCGGAGCUUGGACCCCGAACAGUGAAACCUUUGUCCAGUCGGUCAUUGUACGAAGGCGACAGCAGCAAACGGUUAACGUGGCUGUAAAUGGUUAAAGGCGCGCGCAUAACGAACAGAAAAAAAAAUAAAGGAUGGAAAAUUCACCCCCAGAUUUCCACCCCGCAGGUGGAUUUAAUCUUGCUGGAGAAAAAGUUUAAUUAAAUGUAAGCAAACAAAACAAUAGUGCACUACAAAACAAUAGUUUAAAACAGUGCUGAAGUGGUACAUUCGUUUACUGGAUCGAAUCUCCAAAUAAUCGAUGAAUGCUGUCCAUGAUCGAAUCGUUACGCGACAUUACACAUGAGCGAGCGUCAGUGCGCGUGUUUUCCGUUAAAAUUUGUCAUCGAUCCUGAAGACCGUGAAUGACCCUCCAGAAGGUAGUGAACGUAGUCCAUUAAAAGGCUAGAAAAACUGCAAUUCUAAUGCUUUUAAACCGAGUGAAAGAAAUGUGUGUUUUAAAUAAAAAUUUGCCAAGCGAAUUGAACCACGAGAAAAGAAGUUUCUUGUCGGUCCGCUUGCGUGAAUAAUUAACAACGACCUGCGAUGCGUUAGCACUUAUGUGAGUUACGUGAAAGUGAAGCUUAAAAAAACGGGCUUUUUGAGCCUUAGUGAAACAAUAGUAGUGCAACAUUAGGUAGUGGUGCACAUAAGCGCAAAUCUAUCAUUUGCAAAGAAGUACGAAAAUGAUGACCGUUUUUCCCGGUUUGUUCAAUGACGGAUUAAUGGCUCCCGUGGACCGUAUACGCAGUGCGCAAUUUCUACUGUCCCUUGGAUAAAGCUGUGAGGUGGUAGUAUAUUGGUGUGUCUCUCAACGAACCUCGCACUAUUCGCACGUCGCCAUUUCGACGGUGAUUGAUUUGAGCAAACGCAAUUCCGACAGAACGGGCUAGUAAGGAUUUCUGAUACGCAAUCACACAAUGACGCAACUGGAGGAAGACGACCUUUUGAACAACUUGCUGAAAAUCCCUGGCACCAUUAUCAUUUACAACAAUGAUAUGAGCUCCUAUGAUUACAUACUAAAUGCUCAUAAUGUAGCACUCCCGCUGACACCGGCGACUUCUACUGCCGGUUCAGCCACGUCGGAACAAUCGGUGGACGACCUAAACAGCAGUGGAUCGAUCGAUGCGGACGUGACACAUUCGCCAAGUCCCAUCAACCAUAACAGCACCAAUGGAGUUCCUCAGCUGGCGGUCGGUUCUCCUACCUCCAUUGCACUGGAAACUCCUGGUAACUCCGAGCUGGAUCACAGCUUCAGUAGUGUCGAAACAUCUGAACCCGCCGUGUCGGAAAUAUUGGGAGAACCUAACGCAGCAGGCCUUACCGAAGAAACCGAGACAGACGAACUCGAAUAUGAAGAGAUGGAUACUGGAACCGGUCCCGGUGAAUCGCGGGAAGAGGAGGAUGACGAUUCCGAACCGGAACUAACCAAUCUGUCGUGGUUGACGGAGUUGAAGAACAUCACGAACCUGACACCGUCGGACGCCCCACUUACGGAUUUGCCAACGGCACGGUUUAAUAAAUUUAUUGCACAAGUACGAAGGAGCCGGGAAACAUACGACAAGCGCAAAGAACAGUACACAUCACUGUCGAGCUCGUUGGAAAAACCACCCUUCAACUAUGCACAAAUCAUCGCCAUGGCCAUGUUGGAGGAGGGCCGCAUGACGCUCAAGCAGAUAUGCAAAUGGAUACAGGAAAAGUUUUCCUACUACAAAGUGCACAAAAACUGGAAUAACUCCAUCCGGCACAAUUUGUCGUUGAGUUUUUUCUUUACCAAAGUACAACGGGCCAAAGAUGAGAAGGGCAAGGGAGGCUACUGGGAACUAUCUAUGGAUGUGUCAAAAAGCGAACGUCGGCGGGUACGUGUAAGGCAGCGGAACAAAUCAAACAACAAUGGCUCACAAUGCAACCGUCGAUCGUCAUCGGCUCGUUUCGAACUGAAGCAAACAACGAACGGUACUGUUGAUCAUGCUGGCACCAUCAACAACAACAACAACGAACAAACCGUCAACAACAAUCUUCCUAAGUAUCCGAUAGCACCAUCUUCUGAGGGAACGCUAGAUGCGAUCGCAACAACGUCACCAAUAACGAACGAUUGUGCUGGUGACUCGCAAGUAACGCACCGGGAACAGUUGACCACACUAGACAGCAACAAUAACAGCUGUCCUCAGCCACAGGUCCUAGCUACACCUCUGCAGGUGCAGAACGUAAUGAUCGAUAUCAUUGACAACUAUAGCAAGUCAGCGAUGGACACCGUUCUUCAGCCAGUACCGAUCAUUGCUACCGGUGAGCAUGUUGGACAAACAGAGUUGUCUAUCUUGCAGCCAGUUGCGGAACUACCAGUAAACGAGGAGCAACUGAUGCGAGCUAGUGCGAUGGUAGAAAGCUGCACGAUUAACUUCGAUUCCAUCAUCAACGGUGAAAAUGGAGCCAGUAUUUUCAACAAUCUCAACGUGGACGAGAUCUUCUCCGAUAAUGAAAUUCCGCAGCCCGCGAACGACGACAUCAUUGUGCCAUUCUUCAGUAACGUCCAGCAGGUCCAGGCGGGUCCAAACGUGGUGGUUGAAACCAUUCCCUACUACCUACCCGACAUGGGAAACUUCGAUGAGAGUGAUUUCGGGAACCUGAUAAACAUCAACGAGCAGGAAAUUAGUGACGAGUUCCUAAACGAGCAUGGUUUUCUCUAAAGAAUUUUGAUGCUGUUCUUGGUUUCUGAAUUCCAAGCAUUUUGUUCGUCAUAUAAACAGGUGUAAUGUUUGCUCCCAAAAUCCUCUUGCGGACAUCAGAGUUUACUCUGUACAAACUAUCAAGUAGGGUAUCUAGUCUCGUACAUUAAUGGAGUUCAGUGGAUGUUAUGGUGUUUCGCUAGUGCGUUCAACAUAAUGUACAACCGUUACUCAUUAGCAGUAGAAUCUGUGCAAACUUUAAAGUAAGAACACACGAAUUAUUGUUCGAUUCUAGCAUGUAAUGGGACAGUUUCACUGCUCAGUACACAACGCAUCGAUUUGUAGCGCGCUCUAGCUUUUUGGUCACAACAUUCUUUGAACGAAAGCAGGUGUUCGUUCCUCUUCAUCUGUAAAUACAUAUUAAGUGAAUGGAUAAGUGAUGGAUAAUAUCAAAUAAAAAGUUUUCAUUUCAUUUUCCAGAAAUUUUCAUUAU
Anopheles funestus (African malaria mosquito) is the source of this 4682-nucleotide messenger RNA. RefSeq names its product forkhead box protein J1-A. The transcript is spliced from 5 exons. Gene Ontology annotation, molecular function: RNA polymerase II cis-regulatory region sequence-specific DNA binding; DNA-binding transcription factor activity, RNA polymerase II-specific. Gene Ontology annotation, biological process: regulation of transcription by RNA polymerase II. The coding region runs from base 2444 to 4210 and encodes 588 amino acids. NCBI's taxonomy places the organism in Eukaryota, Metazoa, Arthropoda, Insecta, Diptera, Culicidae. The record is from RefSeq and is a predicted model, not a curated record.